CUUAAUCAUUUGAAUACAUCUGAACCUGAAAGUUUUCGUCGAAUGGGAUUUCUCUGUUGACCCGCUGCUCUCCGUUGAUGAGAUCGAAGAGCGUCCUGGGGAAUUAUUUGUGUCGGCUCCAGAUGUAAUUCCAGUGCAAUGAAUGGCAUAACAGGAAAGAAAAUGGCUAAAAUCUGCACAAAACAGUCAUACAUCUCACAAAGAUCUGCCUUCACCCCUGAGCCAGCUAUUGAAUGGAUCGAGAGAGGAGAAAGUGGUCAGCCACCCAAUGGACAAAUGGGCAGGAUGUUCCAGUUCAUUCUGAGGCUUAGAGGAAGGUCCACACAAUGUCAAGCAUCUGAAUGCAGUGAUUCAGUUACAGUGGAGGGGACUGAAGACAUGGGAGGACAAGAGGAAUCAUCUUGGGACAACAGAGGACAGGACCAACUGUGCAAGAGGAACUUCAACAACAAUACUGGCCAUUGGCCUCUUGCAACACUAAAUAUGAACAACUGCAACAACACAGAUGAUAAAAAGAAUGACAAGGAGAUAAAGAAAGAUGAUAAGAAAGAGGAACCAAAAAAGGAUGAGAAGAAAGAUGAGAAAAAGGAUGAGAAAAAAGAUGAGAAAAAGGAUGACAAGAAGGAGGAGGAGAAACCAAAACAAGUUUGGAUAAUUGAUCCAGCGACAGAUAUGUACUAUCACUGGCUCACCCUUGUAGCAAUACCUGUCUUCUACAAUCUAAUGAUGCUUAUUACCAGAGCCUGCUUCAAUGAGCUGCAGGAUGAUUUCACCAUCCUAUGGGUGGUUUUGGACUAUACAUCAGAUGCCAUCUACUACAUUGACACAUUUGUGAGAUCAAGGACAGGUUUCUUGGAACAAGGAUUACUUGUGAGAGAUUCUAAGAAGCUGUGGGAACGUUACAAAAAGUCACCGCAAUUCAGAUUUGAUGUGAUAUCCAUGAUACCGACAGACUUGUUAAUGCUGAAAUUGGGCUACAACAAUCCGGAACUAAGAUUCAAUCGCCUUUUCAAAAUGGCCCGUCUGUUUGAGUUCUUCGACCGCACUGAAACUAGAACCAACUUUCCCAACAUCUUUCGAAUCAGCAACCUUGUCCUUUACAUCCUUAUCAUCAUCCAUUGGAAUGGCUGCAUCUUCUUUGCCAUCUCAAAAACAAUCGGCUUUGGGUCAGACACUUGGGUGUACCCCAACAUUAGCAACCCAGAGUUUGGCCGUCUGUCCAGGAAGUACAUCUACUGCCUGUACUGGUCUACUCUCACUCUAACCACCAUUGGAGAGACACCACCACCCGUUAGAGAUGUUGAGUACUUUUUUGUCGUUGCUGAUUUUCUCAUUGGUGUCCUUAUUUUUGCCACCAUUGUUGGUAACGUUGGUGCCAUGAUCUCCAAUAUGAAUGCUUCCCGUGCUGAGUUCCAAGCCAAGAUCGACUCCAUCAAGCAGUACAUGCAGUUCCGAAAGGUCACCAAAGAUCUGGAGGCCCGUGUCGUAAAGUGGUUCGAUUACCUUUGGACUGAGCAAAAGACCUGUGAUGAAAAGGAAGUCCUCAAGAACCUUCCAGACAAGCUCAAGGCGGAGAUUGCUAUCAAUGUCCAUCUAGAAACCUUGAGGAAGGUGCGCAUCUUCCAGGACUGUGAAGCAGGACUUCUUGUUGAGCUUGUCCUCAAGCUUCAACCACAGGUUUUCAGUCCUGGAGACUACAUUUGCAAGAAGGGUGACAUUGGACGGGAAAUGUACAUUAUCAAAGAAGGUAAGCUUGCAGUGGUGGCAGAUGAUGGCGUAACGCAGUUUGUGGUUCUCAGUGAUGGCGCCUACUUCGGUGAGAUCAGUAUCUUGGGCAUCAAGGGCAGUAAAGCAGGAAACCGCAGGACUGCUAACAUACGUAGUGUGGGAUACUCCGAUCUGUUUGCGCUCUCAAAAGAUGAUCUAAUGGAGGCUUUGACUGAGUACCCAGAGGCCAAGAAAGCUCUGGAGGAGAAAGGUAGGGCUAUUUUGAUGAAAGACAAUCUUAUCGACGAGGCUGCGGCCAAUGCUGGCGCAGACCCCAAAGACAUGGAGGAAAAGGUCAACAUUUUGGAAACUAAUCUAGAGGUGAUGCAGGCCAAAUUUUCUCAUCUUAUGGUAGAUUGGACAAACAGCCAGAACAGGAUCAAACAGAGGAUCGCCAACAUGGAGGCCAGAGUCAAGACUCUUAGAGAGGAGGAUUUAUCCGAGGUCAUGGAGGAUAAAAAGAACAAAUAAUUCCGUGCAGAAAUAGAUUUACUUAACAGUAUGUCUCAGGAUAAUGCCAGCAUGGACACAUAAAUUGGAAAUAUAUAUAUUGGAAACGUCUGAUCUCAAGGUAGCACAACAACAUGUACUGCGCUAUUUAUAGAUGAUGCAUUCAGAGAUUUGGCAGAUCAUGAGAUCUAAACCUAAUUUGUAAAGGCAGGUAAACAAGUUUCAGACAGUUUCAGCCCCAUUAAUGCAGGAUUGUCUUGAAGUCAUUUCAAAAUACAGUGCACAAAGAACCUCUUCUGUUUUGGUAAUAAUUGUUUCUGAAACUGUCACAAUGAAGUAUUGCUUUGUAGUGUGUGAGCAUCAGGUAGUACAGUUUGGAUUGGCGGAAGCUCUGAAUUUUAAGGGGGUUA
Messenger RNA from Myxocyprinus asiaticus (Chinese sucker), 2627 nucleotides. RefSeq names its product cyclic nucleotide-gated channel cone photoreceptor subunit alpha-like. NCBI's taxonomy places the organism in Eukaryota, Metazoa, Chordata, Actinopteri, Cypriniformes, Catostomidae. Bases 139 to 2238 code for a protein of 699 amino acids. Gene Ontology annotation, cellular component: intracellular cyclic nucleotide activated cation channel complex; plasma membrane. The transcript is spliced from 9 exons. Gene Ontology annotation, molecular function: cGMP binding; intracellularly cGMP-activated cation channel activity; intracellularly cAMP-activated cation channel activity. The record is from RefSeq and is a predicted model, not a curated record. Gene Ontology annotation, biological process: monoatomic cation transmembrane transport.